Hippoglossus stenolepis (Pacific halibut) is the source of this 2708-nucleotide messenger RNA. RefSeq names its product caveolin 1 (gene cav1). The record is from RefSeq and is a predicted model, not a curated record. Bases 342 to 887 code for a protein of 181 amino acids. Gene Ontology annotation, molecular function: transmembrane transporter binding; molecular adaptor activity; protein kinase binding. Gene Ontology annotation, cellular component: caveola; Golgi apparatus; cytoplasmic vesicle. The transcript is spliced from 3 exons. Lineage: Eukaryota; Metazoa; Chordata; Actinopteri; Pleuronectiformes; Pleuronectidae. Gene Ontology annotation, biological process: negative regulation of protein tyrosine kinase activity; caveola assembly; negative regulation of endothelial cell proliferation.
UCCCUGUAGCCUGAGACCGAGUCAGUCUGUCCUCCAGCCGGGCAGGUUCCACAGUUGCUCUCCUCUCUCUGCCCACUUCACAGGUGAACUCCCCGGGCUGCGUUAAAGAGAGGCUCCGCGCUGAGAGGACCAGAGAGGAAACACCGGAGGUUCCCCCUCACAGCCACUGGCAUUAAAUUCUAGUCGCGUUCAAAGAAAAAAGGGCAGGAAUUAAACCACUGAAUGUCCUUGAGAGGAGCCCCGGUCCUCUCAGUGUGUUGCCUCCACGCCUCCCUCUCCGCUUCCUAUAUUGUCUUUCUUGUCUGUUUCAACGCGCUGAUCUGCUCAAACCUGAGGGCAGCAUGACAGGAGGACUGAAGGACGGCAACACAGAGGAGGAGUUUCUGCAUUCGCCGUUCAUCCGAAAACAAGGGAACAUAUACAAACCCAACAAUAAAGACAUGGACAACGACAGUCUGAACGAGAAGACGAUGGAGGAUGUCCACACCAAAGAGAUUGACCUGGUCAACCGGGACCCCAAGCACAUAAACGACGACGUUGUCAAGGUGGACUUUGAGGAUGUGAUCGCUGAGCCCGCAGGGACCUAUAGCUUCGACGGUGUGUGGAAAGCCAGCUUCACCACCUUCACCGUCACCAAGUACUGGUGCUACCGACUGCUGACGGCGCUGGUCGGCAUCCCCCUGGCGCUGAUCUGGGGUAUCUUCUUCGCCAUCCUGUCCUUCCUGCACAUCUGGGCCGUGGUGCCGUGCGUCAAGAGCUACCUGAUCGAGAUCCACUGUGUCAGCAGGGUCUACUCCAUCUGCGUGCACACCUUCUGCGACCCGUUGUUCGAGGCCAUGGGCAAGUGCCUCAGCAGCAUCCGAGUCCGCCUGUCCAAGGACGUGUAACGUUCCAAAAACAAGAGGAGGAGGAGGAUUAACGGAAAGAGGGGGAGGAUGGGAGGGCUGGAGAAACACAGAUGGAGGGAAAAGAGAAGAAAAAAAUAGUAAGACCUCUGGAAAACAAGAGGUGAGACUUUUCCAGAGCUGGGCAGGGGGGAUGUUUUGAGGGGAAGAGGCGCGGUCACAUGGCACCUGGCACCGCCCUUUCCCGCCAACUGUUUUUUCUCACCAGUGUUGGCGUAACCAAAUGGGUGGGCACAAGAAAUUAAAGGGUCAUCCUACGGGGUUUUUGUUUUUUGUUCCAUAGUUUUUUUUAAUUCCUCACUGUUAACUUUGUCAAGCAGGCAACCAGGCUCCUUGUGUGUUUUCUGUUAGUUUUAUCACAUGAUGUUAAUUCCUUCCAUUCUAACUGGUUCUGUGAGGAGCUGAUCACUCUGAUUGAUUCAUGUGAAGAGGGGAUGCCGCAGUGUAUCACUGUCUCCUCCUGCGCUUGUGUGUAUUUGCUUUGAAGCCUCUGGACAGGGCAGGAUCACAGUGGGGUCAGAGCAGAGAGAAAAAAAGGUUGCUGCCAAAUUCUAUCCGACUCAGCAAAAACAAAACAAACCUCCACAAGCUGAACAGCACAGCAGUGCCCCUCCCUUUGGCCCCACACGACCUCCAACCCAGCUAAAAACAACUUCCCCUCCCCCCACCUGCCCCUGCCCUCGCCCAGCUUUCCAGCAGUCUGACACACUGAACCUGCCCUCGUUCCUGCAUGCACCUGCGUCACCUUGCCCGCAAAACGCGCCGUCCACACCUGCCACGCCACCUGACGAUGCAGGAAAUGCUUUUGCAUCUCAGCUCGCUCCACGCUCAGCACCCGCUUCUUGCCUUCGCCGCCAGCUCCCGACAAAACUUUUCCAGCGCCGGCUUCAUCAUCACCAUCAUCCUCAUAACUGCAUGAGUGUGUGACAGAGAAUGUUAGAAUUAAAAUUUGUUUUUUUUACUCUGAGUUCAACCUUUUCAUAUUUCAGUGAAGCUCAAUGCUUUUUAAAUGCACAUCAUUAUAGCUCCACAGUGAAUGCUAUUUUUUUCCUACACUUUGCAAAUGAAGAACUUUCAGGGGUUAGUUUCACUGCCAUUGUUUUGAUAUCCUACAUGUACUGUAUGGGUGUUUAUGCCGAAAAUAAGACUUUACGAGCCUCAUUCCAGUGCACUAAUCUAUGGGAAAGUAUUGUAAGUGAAUAGCACUAAUGAAUAUCUCCUCUCUUUACAACUCAUUUGCAAAGCUAGUGGAGUAGUAACUUUUGCACACUUGACACUUACGACGUGCAGUCACGAGUGUGCAUGGAGGUUUUUCUUAAGCACUGUGGUACUUGCGCAGGUUAAUGCAUUGGAAUAAAGACAAUGUGAGGUGGACUGGUGACUCUGGAUGAAUUUUUUGUUUGUUAUCUGGUCAUGAUUUUUCGACCCGCCCCAAUUGUUUUUUUUUUUGUCCUCUCAAUUCCUGUUUUGUUUUCAAUCACCCUGACAAGUUUGUUCCGCUACCCCUACUUCUUGACUGUGGACACGAUGCUGAAAAGCAUCAAACUGGCGCCUCCCACCCCAGGGAUGGAUAUGGUUGGGGUGGGGGGUUAAGUUUUAUAGAGACAUUAAGCUCGCUUUGACUCCGUCACCUUCAGUCUACCUGCUGUCUUCACACAGGGAUGGUAAUAUCAUAGCACCUGUUUCUUGAAAUGAGUCUUUUAAGCUCAAAAGGUGAUAUUUUUUAUAAAAAAUGAUUUUUUUCCUUCUUUGCUUUUACUGUAUAAUGUAACGCUGUGCACAUUAAAAUUUAAUAUAAUCCAA